ACAUCAUGGAGAAUCCAGAAUCUAGUACAAGGGCAGGCCAAGAGGCGCCUGAUUCUUGCUUCCAUCCAGCUACUAAAACACACAGAUUUAUAGGCCUUGUGUUAAUGUGUUUUCUUUGUUUUGGUUCAUAUUUCUGUUAUGACACACCAGGAGCACUCGCUGAUAACUUCAAAAGUGACUCACACUUGAACACAUCACAGUUUGCCUUGCUAUACUCUAUAUACUCAUGGCCAAAUGUAAUAUUAUGCUUUAUUGGUGGUUAUCUUGUUGAUAGAUGUUUUGGUGUGAGAUUAGGAACAAUAAUAUACAUGACCAUUGUAUUUAUUGGGGCAGUUGUGUUUGCAUUUGGAGUUUACAUUAACGCUUACUGGUUAAUGAUACUUGGCAGAUUUAUAUUUGGUAUCGGUGGGGAGUCGUUGCAAGUGGCGGUGAACAACUAUGUGGUGGUGUGGUUCAGCGGCAAGGAGCUCAACAUGGUGUUCGGGCUCCAGCUGUCGGUGUCGCGGCUCGGCAGCACGGUCAACUUCUGGGUCAUGGAGUCCAUAUACCGAUGGGUGGCCAACUACUAUGGAGGCUACGAAAAGCUUGGCGUGGCCUUAUUCAUAGCAUCACUAACGUGUCUGGGCUCGCUGGUUUGCGCGCUGCUGCUGGGCUGGAUGGAUCUCCGAGCGGAGAAGGCGCUGCGGCGACAGGAGGCGCAAGCUAAGCCGGACCAACCCUUCCAUCUCAAAGAUAUAUUGAAAUUCAAAACAGUUUUCUGGCUCCUGGCUGUUAUUUGCGUCGCCUAUUAUUUGGCGAUUUUUCCCUUCAUCGCUCUGGGAAAAUUGUUCUUUGAACGCAAAUUCGACUUUAUGCCACAAGAAGCGAACACAGUGAACUCGAUGGUGUACUUGCUGUCGGCGGCGCUUAGCCCCUUCUUCGGCAUCCUCAUCGACAAGACCGGGCGCAACGUGACGUGGAUCAUACUCAGCAUCGUCGCCACCGUCGGCUCGCACUUCCUACUCGCGUUCACGUUCGUUAAUCCUUACGUUGGAGUGAUAUCGCUCGGGAUAUCCUACUCUUUGCUCGCCGCCGGUUUGUGGCCGCUUAUUGCGAUGGUCGUUCCGGAGAGUCAAAUGGGCACUGCAUAUGGAAUAUGUCAAGCCGUACAAAAUCUGGGAUUAGCUGUAACUAUAAUAUUUGCCGGAAUAAUAGUUGAUAACUAUGGAUACUUCAUGCUAGAAUUGUUCUUCCUUGGAUGUUUAUUUGCGUCGUUGAUAGCGGCCGUGCUGAUUUACAUCCUGGACUCGGCGGAGGAGGGAGUGCUCAACCUGUCGCCCGGCGCGAGGGAGGCCCUUGUCAAAACGAGAGUCAGUACAGAGGAAACGGCGAACUUACUCGAUAAUGCUGAAAGUUCUGAUCAAGAGGAGACAGACUCAGGACCUUCUCGAAGAAACCCCGAUCCUGAGGCGCUGGAGCAGAGCGCGGGCGCGUCGCGCGACCCUGCGCAGGAGCAGGCCGACCGGAUACGCAGUCGAUACUUCUCACACCUCCUGCCCACUACUCUCCUGCCAGAAAGACCUUAGACGGAUGCUCACUACACCUGGGCUAAUCUAAUAAUCUAAUACUUUAGACACUGCUUCAUUCCAUAUCUGACACACAUUUGACGUAUAAGCAGUGUGGAAAUAUUUAUUGGUUAAGGUUGUACAGAAUACGCAGAUUACGCAGCCAAUACUUCUCCUACCUUCUGCCUACUACUCUCCUGCCUGAAAGACCGUAGGUGGAUGCUCACUGGAGCUAGGCUAAUCUAAUACUUUACACACUGCUUCAUUCCACAUCUGACAAACAAUUGACGCAGAAGCAGCGUGUAAAUUAUUGACAAAAGAAUCGAGGCAACGUCAUGUGCGCAGAUCUUUAUAUGGCACCUUCUCUAGGUAUUCUUAAAGGUGCGUACGCACUAGAACUGAACUGCAGCUGCACUGCACGAGACUGCACUACGCGGCACAUCGCGUCAGAAUAUUAUUUCUAUCAUUUUGUAUGGAGCAUAUCGCACUUGCGGCGUUGCACAGCACUUCAGCGCCCGUUGCCGCGCGUCGCGGCUGGAGAGAAUAUGGGCAGUGGAACUGCGCGUCGCGGCAGCGCCCCGCACGAUAUUCUCUCCAGCGGCCAGUUCAGUUCGAGUGCGUGGGCACCUUAAGAAUCAAAAUAUGUAACUGCGCAAAUUUCCAAGCGACGAUUUGGCGCUGAGGCGAUGUUGAGGCUAAAUUCGCUUGAGGCCGUUUUGAUUCCAUCUAGACUUUAUAGUGAGCUAUAUAUUAAGCUUUAGACUAAGGCCUGGGCACACCUUGCACACAUCCGACCCAGCGCAGUUGACGUGACGUGUUGUAAGUAUGGCACGGGCCAGUGUAAUAUUAUGUACUGUAAAUAUGUAAUUAAUUCGUAGACUAUAAAAUAUUCCUAUUGAUUUCGUGAUAUUUUUUAUUAAAAAUGUAUGAAAAGAUAACAAUUAUUAUGAAUAUAAACGUAAUUGAAG
Messenger RNA from Maniola jurtina (meadow brown), 2512 nucleotides. Its product is annotated as major facilitator superfamily domain-containing protein 1-like. Gene Ontology annotation, cellular component: lysosome. Gene Ontology annotation, molecular function: transmembrane transporter activity. The transcript has 10 exons. The record is from RefSeq and is a predicted model, not a curated record. The coding region runs from base 6 to 1565 and encodes 519 amino acids. NCBI's taxonomy places the organism in Eukaryota, Metazoa, Arthropoda, Insecta, Lepidoptera, Nymphalidae. Gene Ontology annotation, biological process: transmembrane transport.